AUGCGCUCCCUCCUAUCCCUAGUCGUCCUCCUCGGAGCAGCGGCAGCUCGCACACCCCAGCCACGGUCCUACGACACCCACACCUACUACGCCCUCGAACUAGACCCAUCCACAUCCCCAGAGUCAAUCACAGAAUCAUUAGGCCUCGAGCUCGUCGAGCGUAUAGGAGAGCUGGAAGGCCACUGGCUGGUCAGGACAGAAGGAGCGACGCCUCACCACGAGUCAAUAGCAAAGAGAAGCGCGUCGCACGAUCCAAUACUGAAGCGAUGGUCGUCGUUGCCGUCUGGCCUUGGCAAGCGCUCGCUGAAGCCCUUGACGCUCAGGAAACGCGCUAAAAGGCAUAGCCCCGCUUUUCUUCGAAGCAAUGCUGCCAGAGAAGACAAAACCGAGCUGCUGUACGCUCAGAACCAGCUCAAGCUUGCCGAUCCCAUGCUUGACCAGCAGUGGCAUCUCAUCAAUACCGAGUUGAAGGACAUCGAGCUCAAUGUGACUACGCUCUGGGGUCAGGGAAUCACUGGAGAGGGUGUGCACGUGGUGAUUGUGGAUGAUGGACUGGAUAUGGAGAGUGAUGAUCUAAAGGCCAACUUUUUCCCCGAGGGCUCUUACGAUUUCAACGACCACACCGAGCUUCCCGCCCCGCGACUAUCAGACGACCAGCACGGCACCCGCUGUGCCGGCGAGAUCGCUGCAGUCCCCAACGACGUCUGCGGCGUCGGCGUCGCCUACAACUCCAAAAUCGCCGGCGUCCGUAUCCUCUCUGCCCCCAUCUCUGACGCAGACGAAGCUGCCGCCCUCAACUAUGCCUACCAGCUGAACGAUAUCUUUUCAUGCUCCUGGGGUCCUCCAGACGAUGGCAAGUCGAUGGAAGCGCCCGAUGGGCUGAUCUUGAAGGCGAUGGUGAACGGUGUGAUGAAGGGACGGGGUGGGAAGGGAUCUGUCUUUGUCUUUGCAGCGGGUAACGGAGGAGGUUCAGACGAUCAGUGCAACUUUGAUGGGUAUACAAACUCGAUCUGGUCCAUCACUGUCGGAUCCGUGGAUCGAAAGGGGCUGCACCCUUACUACUCGGAGAUGUGUUCUGCCAUGAUGGUGGUCGCGCCUUCGUCUGGCAGUGGUGAUCAUAUUCAUACAACUGAUGUUGGAAAAGACAAGUGCGCGCACAACCACGGCGGGACUUCAGCCGCUGCUCCCCUUGGUGCUGGCGUCUUUGCCUUGGCCCUCGGUGUACGACCCGAUCUCACCUGGAGAGAUAUGCAGCAUAUCGCUGUGCGGAGCGCUGUGCAUUUCAACCCGGACGAUCCCGACUGGGAAAAGACCGCCACUGGACGAAAGUUUAGCUACAAGUACGGAUUUGGCCGACUUGACGCCGGGCUCUACGUCGAAGCUGCUCAGCAGUGGAAGAAUGUCAAGCCCCAAGCGUGGUUCGACUCUCCUGCCCCGGUUGUGGAGCCGACAGGCUCGUUCAUUACCGAAUCUGGAGUUACUUCGACUUAUGAAGUGACUCAGCAGAUGCUCACCGACUCCAACUUUGAGCGACUCGAACAUGUUACGGUCCGUGUUUGGAUCGAUCAUCAGAGGAGGGGUGAUGUGGAGGUUGAGGUCACCAGUCCUGGAGGUAUAACGAGUGUGUUGAGUAGGCAGCGAAGGUUUGAUGAUGCGGAUACGGGGUUCCCGGGAUGGAAGUUUAUGAGUUUGAAGCACUGGGAGGAGAACCCCCUCGGCACCUGGACGAUCAGAGUCAAAGACCAAAUCAACCCCGAAAAAACUGGCCGUUUCGUCGCCUGGUCUCUCCAACUGUGGGGCGAAUCCGCCGACCCCUCCCUCGCCAAAGACUGGGCCCCCGCCGAAGAAGGCCAGCCAGACGAAGAACAAACCGGGUCCGAGCCCACCGGCGUCCUCAGCCAAAAGCCCAAACCUACCGACCACCUCCCAGGCAACCACGGGGACGCUUCUGGCGAAGCGCACAAGCCUGGGCUGGGGUCUGCUACAGCUCAGCCUGAGGCGACUGGGUCGACGGAUGAGGAUAUUGCAGAGCCUACAAGCCCGACGGACGCGGAUGCGGAUGAAGGGUUCUUUAGCGGGAUCUCUUCGCUUGCUUCGUCUUCUACCUGGCUUGCUGGUGCGGGUGCUAUCCUCCUCCUCUUUGCGGGCUCUAUCGGCGCAUUCUUCUUCAUUCGCUCUCGCCGACAACAGAAGAAUCUCUUUGGCUUGUCGAAUAACGGUACUGGCGCUCGUGGGGCGUACGAGCCGGUGGACGAUGAUGUGCAGAUGAGUCUCUUGGAGCGGGGAAGGCGCAAGUUUGGCAAGGGCCAGUCGGAGAGUAAGGGCACGAAAGAGUUGUAUGAUGCUUUUGGAGAUGGGCCGAGUAGCGAUGAAGAUGAGGGUGAUGAUGAUGAUGGGUUGGACGAGAGGACGGCGUUGAGGUAUCAUGAUGAUUUCUUGGAGGAUGAUGACCCUCGUUCGGGACAGUUGUCGGGCGUGCCCAAGACAGAAUACCGAGAUGAGCCGGAAGCGGAGGAAGGGGAAGUGAAGGUGAAUAAGGGGAAGGGAAAGGGAAAGGCCAAGGCGGAUGGUGAGAGUGGGAGUGCGAGUUCGAGUAGCUGGCAGGAUGCGGGGGAAGAGGAGAGGGGAGUGUAA
This is a messenger RNA of Cryptococcus wingfieldii CBS 7118, 2634 nucleotides long. RefSeq names its product kexin. NCBI's taxonomy places the organism in Eukaryota, Fungi, Basidiomycota, Tremellomycetes, Tremellales, Cryptococcaceae. The record is from RefSeq and is a predicted model, not a curated record. The transcript has 6 exons. Bases 1 to 2634 code for a protein of 877 amino acids. Gene Ontology annotation, biological process: protein processing. Gene Ontology annotation, cellular component: Golgi membrane; trans-Golgi network. Gene Ontology annotation, molecular function: serine-type endopeptidase activity.